Lagopus leucura (white-tailed ptarmigan) is the source of this 1702-nucleotide messenger RNA. It is a transcript of the gene HYLS1, whose product is annotated as HYLS1 centriolar and ciliogenesis associated. The transcript has 3 exons. Lineage: Eukaryota; Metazoa; Chordata; Aves; Galliformes; Phasianidae. Bases 493 to 1332 code for a protein of 279 amino acids. Gene Ontology annotation, biological process: cilium assembly. Gene Ontology annotation, cellular component: centriole; non-motile cilium. The record is from RefSeq and is a predicted model, not a curated record.
GAGGCUUCAGGUCUCCCCAGAGCACAGGGGCGGCGUUCCCUGGGUCUGUAAAAGAAAUAACAACACACGGCAUUCUCCUGCAGACCCGUGGUUGGACGGGAAUGCUGCUGGGAAAGGCUGGAGGGUUGGGGUGAAUGGAGCUAAAUCCAGCUGCUGACCCAUCACCAAUGGCUCCCUGUGGGUCGGUGCUGGGGCCAGCCCUGUUCUGUAUCUUUGUAGAUGAUCUGGACAAGGGAAUUGAGUGCAACCUCAGUAAGUCUGCAGAUGACCCCAAGCUGGGAGGAAGCGUCAGUCUGCCUGGUGUAGGAAAGGGCUACAGAGGGAUCUGGCCAGGCUGAUGGAUGGGCUGAGGCCAAUGGAACAAUGAGAUCAAGUGCUGGGCUCAGCCACGGGAGCAGCGUCCAGACCUUGUAACAUGUUGUGCAGCACUUGAGUCUUGACGGCGUAGCUGGCCCAGAGCUGCUGCAGGGUCCAGCCAGCCCAGCAGAAACCAUGGAGAACAGGCUGGAAGCAGACAGGCAUUCAGGUGCUGCUCUGAGUGAUGAGGAGCUGGAAGGAGGCAGCGAGAGCCGCGGAGCAGAAGGGGCACCUCUGUGCUGCAGUGCCUACACUGCUCCCACAGGGCUGCAGCCAGCCCCACCUCCAUCCAAAGGGUUCCCCUGCGCAGAGCCCAGUGCUGCCCCGUGCUGCCCCAGGGGCUCGAGGAGGCAGGCGAUGAAGAGGAAGGUGCUGAGGCGGAGACCUGAUGGAGGAGUCCAGGUCUGUGACGAAUCGGUCACCAGCCUGCUGGAGAGCAUGGCCACGUGGAAUCUGACACAGAAAAUGCUUCAGCUGAGCACCGCUCCAGAUGACAGCCUCUCCGAGGGGGAAAUCGAGAUGAGCAGCAGUUUUAUCCAGGAGUUCCCCCCAGAGCCUUCCUAUCAGCAUCAGGGCGCCGAGUGUGAGCCUCCCUUCCUUCUCAGGGUUGUGCAGAGCCAGAGUCCUCCCGCCUCUCACUGCACAGCCGCAGCGCUGCAGCCCAAGUCCUUCAUUCCCCCCAGGCUGGAGGCGCUGCGUCAGAACCGCAGCAAAAGCGACCGGGUGGCCAAAUAUUUUGAGUACAAGCGGGAGUGGGAGCGGUUCCCUGUGCCGGGUGAGGACCAGCACAAGGACGUGCGCCGCAGCAUUCGGGGGCGGAUGCUCACACAGCACAGCCACCCCAGCAAACCGCAGCACACCUAUGUCCCCAACACCUACACGGUGCCCACGGACAAGAAGAGGGCAGCCCUGCGCUGGGAGGUGCGCUGGGACCUGGCGAACGGCCUCAUCCCCAGGAAAAACGCCCCGCUCUGACGUCACCCUGGAUGCUCUCCUCUCCCAUCCAGGACUCAGCUACUCUGGAAAUCUUUCUGUUUAUAUAAGCGUGUUGGCUGCAGUGUAAAACUUCACCCAGCUCCCCAGGUUACUGCAUUUCGGACAUCCUUACUUCGCUACUACACUGUUAGAAAGCUUCACUCUGAGUCGCUGCUGGAAAGCCGAGGAAGCAGACAGGGAAAAGCCACUCAAACUCCAUAACGAAGCGAGAGCUGUGAUUUUUACGUUGAAAUGCUUCUGCUCCCCCGGACGGGGGGCUGCGCGAGCUGUGUGAUGUCAGGCAACUCGGCCACGUACUUCAAUAAAGCGUGCAACAAGGCGCAUCGGAGUCGUGCGGUUAAAUGGAACC